Molecule: messenger RNA, 4813 nt
Organism: Chroicocephalus ridibundus (black-headed gull)
Lineage: Eukaryota; Metazoa; Chordata; Aves; Charadriiformes; Laridae
Gene: CDIN1
Product: CDAN1 interacting nuclease 1
Exons: 12
Coding region: 458-1309 (283 amino acids)
Biological process (GO): erythrocyte differentiation
Cellular component (GO): nucleus; cytoplasm
Source: RefSeq, a predicted model, not a curated record
AAGGCGCAAAAGCGGGCACCUCCUCAGCCAUGAGGCGGCCGGCGACCUCCUCCACCCCCGGGCGAGGCAAGAGACCGCCUCUGUGCGAAACCCGGGGGUUACGGGGGUGGCGAUGCCCACAAGCAAGCGCCAUUUCCCCCCACCCGCUGCGGGGGCUGCCUCCGCGCGCCUCUCGCUCCCCUCCCGCCUGCACGGCUGCGCAGAGCCGAGCGCCGCGGGAUGGCGGCUCUCCCCGCCCCGGCCGGGCCGCGGGGCGGAGCUGCGGAAAAGCGGCGGCCGCAACCGUCCCUGACUGCCUCGGUACCAGGCUUGUAGAAAAGGGCGCCCCGGGGUUGCCGCGACCCGACCCGCCCCUCCACCCCCUAGUCACCGGCCUCCUGCUUCUCGCCGAGGCCCGGAGCGGCAGCCCGCCGCCUCCCCCUCCUCCCGCGGCCUCGCGGGCCCGGCGGUGCGAGGCAUGAAGCUGAGCAAAGCCCAGUACGAUGAAAUAGCCCAGUUCCUGGGGCACGUGCAGCCCACCCGGCAGAGCCUGAGGAAGCUGAAGGAGAAAUUCCCUAGUCAAUCGCAGUCCACUCUGCUGAGCAUCUUCUCCCAGGAGUACCAGAAACAAAUCAAAAGAACACAUGCCAAACAUCACACUGCUGAAGCUAUUGAAACUUACUACCAAAGGUACCUGAAUGGGGUGAUGAAAAAUGCAGCUGCCCCUGUAUUACUGGAGCUGGCCAAUGAGGUGGACUUCGCCCCAUCAUUGAUGGCCCGUAUUGUGUUAGAAAGAUUUCUACAAGAAAAAGAACAAGCAAUCCCCUCCAAAACUCUCAUAAAUAGUAUGCUGCGGGACCCUUCUCAGAUUCCAGAUGGAGUUCUAGCAAAUCAAGUCUAUCAGUGUACUGUGAAUGACUGCUGUUAUGGACCACUGGUGGACUGCAUCAAACAUGCUAUUGGGCAUGAGCAUGAAGUCUUGCUGCGAGAAAUGCUUUUGGAAAAAAAUCUCUCUUUCAUAGCUGAAGAUCAGCUUCGUGCAAAGGGUUAUGACAAAACACCAGACUUUAUUUUAGAAGUGCCAGUAGCUGUUGAAGGACACAUAAUUCACUGGAUUGAAAGCAAAGCCUCAUUCGGUGAUGAAAGUAGCCACCAAGCCUACUUACAGGACCAGUUUUGGAGCUACUGGAACAGAUUUGGCCCUGGAUUGGUCAUCUACUGGUAUGGAUUUAUUGAAGAGCUGGACUGCCAUCGUGAACGUGGUAUCCUGCUAAAAGACUGCUUUCCUACUGACAUUGUGACUCUGCGACACAGCAUGGCUCAACGCUGAUGUUGGGAGGAAGAGGGAAUCUAUACCUAGGAAUUUUUCUCUUAACUGACUUUAAGGAAGGAAUCUGUCUUGACCCCUGUAGGUACUAUAACAUGCAAUUUUCUGGCGUACUGAAGUCCGAAAGAACAAUGCGCAGGAGCUCUCUGUGGGUUACUUCUGAAGAUUAUAAUUCUGAUGUUCAAGAAGGGGAGUGAAAAGAAGACAGAACAGUGCUUCACACUGGAUCAGUUCCACAAGACAAAUAAAGCACGCGAAUGGGCAUAAGUUUUGUGCGUAUUUAUGUAUUUUUGUAAGAAAGAGCAUUGUUUUUCUCUUGCUGGAACCACCGAGAUCAGAGGUCUAUUGCGGUGGGUGUCAGCCCUCCUUGAAGUUUUGAGGAGCUCAGUCUCAUUCUGUUUCCAUCUCAUCGCCACUCGGAGGGGCAGUAUUGGGCCUCAGGUUUGUGCUUUCAGUUAGAAGUUUCUUAACGGUUGCAGCUUAUUGGACUUGACGCUCUUUAAUAAUCUUUUCUUUGCUAACUUGCAUUUAGGAAAGGACUAAAUAUUUUAAAAAGUCAAUCAGAGUUUUUCAUAUACGCUCACCAUUUUCAGAGAAGUUAAGCAGAGGUACGGAUUCUGUUGUAGAGUUAAAGGUGUGAUAACAGUCUCCCUAAAGCACAAGUUGAUAACCUCUUCCAUAAGGAAAGGCUCUUUAAAGCAUUACCAUCCAUAUUCAUCAUCUUUUUCAGCUGAGGUGAUACUUUGUGCGCCUGUGUGAUUUCAAAAAUCACAUGCAGACUUUUUACAGUCUUGCCUUGAGUUAAAAGAAAAGGUAUUAAUCCUGGUCGGUUUUUUUUCAGCUAUAGUUUUCAGAUGCACACCCAGUAUUUUUAUUUUUGAAUUUUUAGUUCUUUCUUUAACACCUUUUGGUUAGUUUGAAAUAGGAGUUUAUCAUUUUGACGAAUCUUUAAUUUUCAGGAAAAAAAAUAUCUUCAGUCUUGCUAGAACUCUGUCCCCAGCUGCAGAAAUAAGCCGGUAUAGCUCCACUACGGUGAGUUAUUGUUGCAUAGAGAUUAUUUUCUUGGGUUCGAAUGUGUUGUAGCGGAAAGAUUUAUUUUUUAAGAAAUAUUCAAACACCUGUAACUCAUUUAUGUUCAACUAUUUAAGGUAUUAUGCUUAGCUUAUUUUACCCGACCAGCUUUAAGCAUCUGCCCAUAAAGAUACACAGAAGCAAUCUGUGAAGUGUACCUGCCUGAUGCUACACAGGAGCUGCAUUGAGGGUGUUGCUGCCCCUGGGACUUUUAACUGCGGUUUAGGUUAGUGGAAUGUGUGAAAUCAAGAAGAGGAUAAAAAAAGAAGAAAUAAAUGAACAUUAUCGUAGCAGAAAAUUCAGAAGGAAUGGUUGUCUGAGUGAAAUGGGUUUUAAGGGCAAACUAAAUUUGUUUUAGCUAGUGCAUAUGCUUCCUGUUGUAUGAAAUCAUUUAAAUCAGCUCUUACAUGAUGCACUAAUGCUGCUUUUUUCUUUUUGAAUAAAUUAAAUUUAUCUGCACAGAUGUUGAAAAUUCUGCUCAACCUCCAUCAAAGCUUUGCUUUAUUUGUUUUUACAUUAAACAAAUUUAUGUGGGGACACACAGAUAAAUCAGGUUAGGCUUGUAUUUGUUUAUUUAUUCCUCUACCUAAUGCUGUGACAUAACAGGUUGGAAAGCAGUACAGCUGUCUUUAAUCAAAGCUUUGACCUCAUCUUUAUAUAUUGCCCCCUUUAAAAAUCUUUGUAUUAGAAUGAAGAUGAAAUAAGCCACAAAAGUGUACAUACUGUACUAAUUUCAUUACAGGCUAUUGAACGAGCUUUGCCACCGUGAAAAUUAUGCUCUCUCACUAUUUUAAAUGCUGAAAGCAAACACUGAAAAAAAUUAAGACUACUUUGAUAUUCCUACUUGUAUCUCGCAAAAAACCCAUCAUUUGUGUAUUUUCUCUAUCGGAUGUAAAGAUCAACCUUAAUAUUAAAGAGGAGAGACUACUGUUUGUGGGUUGUUUGUUGUUUUUUUUUCCCUUAAACAACGCUGUAGUCAUUAGAACCUUAACAUUAAAGCCAAAUCCAGUUUUAUGGAGUAUUCUGUAGAGUGUGCUAAUGAAUUACGCCAAGCUAGAAAACAGAAGUGUGCAUAAAACUGAAUGAUGUUCUCACUGGCAUAUAUAGACUUGCCAAGCAUCUGCUCUUACAGGCACUGUAAUAAGGCCUGUUCUGAGCUUUAGGAAUUGAUGUAAUUGUGUUGAACAAGGAAGUAAAACUUCCUUGUAUAGGAGAAACAGCACAAUGGUGGGUCGCACUCUAGUAUAAAAAGAAAACAUUUUUUACCAUUCCUGUGUUAUGGGGACGUAUUAUUAGUAAGAGUUUAAUAAUCUUUCCCUAAAGCCAGCUCAGAGCAGAAUAAAGCUUCUGACCUAAAGCUGAAGAAAAAGGACCAAAUGUCUUACUGUGCUUACCUCAUUACUGUUUUAUCACCUUAAUAGUACUGAUAGUUAACCGUAGAAUAGUUUGGUUAGAAGGGACCUUAAAGAUCAUCUAGUUCUAACCGCCCUGCCAUGGGCAGUUCAUGAAUAAUUUUUCAUCCUAUUUUGUUAUAUUCGCUCAUUCAAAAAGUCAUUCUUUCUUGGUAUUUGCUUUUGGAUUUCUCCACCCAUCCAGACUACUACUGAAGACUGUUCAUGGCUCUUUCCAUUUGCAUUUAAAUCCCCCCCUUUUAAUUUUCCAUCUUUUUUAACCAUUUUGCAUUUAUUUAUUCAGUGUCCUCCUAUUUGCCCUUGUUUCCCUUUUGAAAAGCUUGUCCUAUGUUUUCUGCUGCCUCCUUCUGUUUCCGAUACUACAUCUGAGGAGUGCUGUUUCCAGUCUAUGUGCAUUUGGUCUGACCACCACCUCAAGCAAUUUUGCUCUUACUCUAGUUUAAGUAGCAGCUUUAGGUACCAGGCAGACUGUCCUCAAAUUCCCACACUGUGUUGUAACAGAGGAGCAUCGUGGUGCUCAUCUUCAUUCCCUUGGUUUGAAAUGCAGGUCGUUCCUGCAGGCUGGGAACCUUCACAGAGCAGAGCACUAGCGCAGUGCAGUUGCUCCGCUAUUGAGAGUAGAGUCGCACAAAGGACUAAGUUAAGAGUGCAUUUGUGCUACUAGAAAAUAGGCAUAGCCGGUGUUAGGAAUUUAGCUGUUAGAGCGGUCUCUCUCAUUAAGGAGACGUGCUUUCUGCGAGUCCAUGCCUAGCUUGCGCAGCACUUCUGCAAGAAGGUCCGUUGAAGUCAAAGGUUUAGCUUUCCUCCUGUGCCAAAAUCCGCUUGGCUCGGAAGGGAAAAGGUGGCUGGCUCCCCGUUUUCAAACCAUACUCGUCCUGGCAAAAGCUUGUACAUCCUACAGGUUGUUCUUAUUUUCCAGACUUGAUUGCGAGUCCUCAAGGAUCAACAAAAAGUACAAAGAAUUGAACUCGAAUCUUCCUUUUACUUCAGCUGAAGUAGUCUCACUAUUUAGAUAGAUUCUGAA